AUGAAAAGUACCCAGAUUGUCAUCUCAUUUUCAUACACAGACCACUCCAAUAAACAGAAACAAGCUUCUGGAUUGACAAUGGAUGAACCAUCAUCCAGUCAAGAAAGAGAGUCAUCUCAGCCACCUCAGGCAGUUAUGGUAAACACAUCUGUUGAAAACUUCACACAGGAAGUUCCUGAAAUGGCACAUGAGUGGGAAUUUGAGUUGGAUGUGUUUCAGAAGCAAGCUAUACUCCAUCUGGAAAAGAAACGCAAUGUGUUUGUAUCAGCUCACACAUCAGCUGGGAAAACAGUUGUUGCGGAAUAUGCUAUAGCUCUCUCUCGCAAACAUGGUACCAAGGCAAUAUAUACAUCACCAAUCAAGGCAUUGUCCAACCAGAAGUAUCGGGAUUUCAAGAAUGUAUUUGGUUCUGAUUAUGUUGGCCUGCAGACGGGAGAUGUCCAAUUGAAUGAAAGUGCUUCCUGUGUCAUCAUGACAACUGAAAUUCUAAGGUCAAAACUGUAUGAUCAGGAUCUCAGUGAUCUGGAAUGUGUUAUCAUCGAUGAAGUACAAUACAUUGGUGAUAAAGUGAGAGGAGUCGUUUGGGAGGAGGUUCUAAUCAUGCUACCAGAUACUGUAAAACUGGUUCUUCUGAGUGCAACAUUCUGGAACACUAUGGAAUUUGCUAAUUGGAUCGUGAAGAUAAAAAAACAAUCAGUGUAUGUAAUUUGUACUGAAAAACGACCCGUGCCUCUUCAUCAUUACAUUUAUACUGGAACUCAGGACUUCCAAGAAAACCAACUGUUUGAAAUUGUAGAUGGGUUAGGAAAUUUCAACAAUAGAAACUAUCGACAAGCGUGGGCUGAGUAUGAAAACCAAAAGAGAGCAGGCUUACGAAAAGUAAAGCAAAAAAAUCAGUAUCUGCCAUUUGUCAGAAUUCUACUACACCCGUUACAGUAUUUACCAGCAAUUGUGUUUACAUUUUCGAGAGCAAAAUGCAGAGAUAAUGCGCUGACUUUACAGGCUGUUGACCUGACAGAACGAAAUGAGAAAAGUGAAAUUCAAGUUUUUUUAACCACAUCUUUGGAAGCCCUGUCAGAUUCAAACAUGCAAUUAGUCCAGAUUAUGGAGUUGAGGGAGAUGCUGGAGAGGGGCAUAGCUUAUCACCACAGCGGAGUCUUACCUCGUAUGAAGGAAAUUGUGGAACAUCUGUUCCAAAGGGGUCUUGUGAAGGUCCUGUUUGCUACAGAGACAUUUGCUAGUGGUGUGAAUAUGCCAGCAAGGACUGUGAUCUUUGACUCCAUUAAUGAAAAGUUUGAUGGAGAGAAGAAACGUACUGUUAAUUCAGCCGAAUACAUUCAGAUGGCUGGCAGAGCAGGUAGAAGAGGCAAAGAUUCAUGUGGUUUCUCUAUUAUUCUAUGUGGAGAUCGCGUUCCAAAGGCUUCAAUAUUAAGAAGUUUACAACAAGGGAAGCCUUGUCCUGUGGAAUCACAAUUUCACCUCAAGGAUACUAUGAUCCUGAAUCUACUUAAUAGGGCUAAGUUUGGAGUACAGGAUAUUCUGAGGAAAAGUUUUGCAGAGUAUAGCAGAGAUUCUACGGAAAAAGAACUUCUAGCUUUGAAGCAGAAGUUAAAUGACAUGGAACCUGUACCUUGUGACUUGUGCAAAGAGGAUCUGGAACAGUACUAUGACACAUGCAAAAGGAUUCAUACGUUAAGAUCUGAUUUACAGUCUGAAUCUAUUAUGGAUCCUGAGGCACUACCAAUUGGUCGAAUUGUUGUUGUCAAUUCAGAAAAACACAAGAAUCAUUUUGGGAUCAUCAUAUCUAACGUUAACACAGAUUCAAAUAUGGUCAAAGCUGUUGUGAUAUGUAGUAAAAAAGCGUCUACGGGGGAACCAAAAACAGAGCUAAAAGUUCCUAUGAUUUUAAAGACGGAAGUGUUUCUGCCAACGAGUGACUUCAGCCAUUGCUCUGAAGUUGUAGAGUUUGAUACUGAUGAUUUUACCAUAACAAAUCUUGUAGUUGCUAUACCAGAAGAACUUGCUCAAUCAAGUGUAUCUUCCACUAUGCUCACUAAAAAAGUUGUCCAGAUGAUGUGUAGGUUACGCACAAAGGAUAUUCCCUUGUUCAUUCCUCAGACUGUUUCACAGGAAUUUAUUUUCAAAUUUAAAGAGAGAGAGGAUCUAGAAAAGCAGAUUUUUGGAUAUAAAUGCCUUCAGUGUAAACACUUAACUAAACAUUAUGAAAUUGUUGAAAAUCAGAAAAUACUGGAGGAGAAAAUAGCAGAAGUUGAAGAACAGCUCUCUCAGAGACACUUGCUUCUGCUUCCACAGUUUGAACAAAGACAGAAGGUAUUUAAACAUAUAGUAUUUAAAAAAUAA
This is a messenger RNA of Anneissia japonica, 2361 nucleotides long. RefSeq names its product helicase SKI2W-like. Gene Ontology annotation, cellular component: Ski complex. The record is from RefSeq and is a predicted model, not a curated record. Gene Ontology annotation, molecular function: ATP binding; nucleic acid binding; RNA helicase activity. Gene Ontology annotation, biological process: nuclear-transcribed mRNA catabolic process, 3'-5' exonucleolytic nonsense-mediated decay. The coding region runs from base 1 to 2361 and encodes 786 amino acids. Lineage: Eukaryota; Metazoa; Echinodermata; Crinoidea; Comatulida; Comatulidae. The transcript has 16 exons.